This is a messenger RNA of Telopea speciosissima, 1199 nucleotides long. RefSeq names its product putative RING-H2 finger protein ATL21A. Gene Ontology annotation, molecular function: polysaccharide binding. Lineage: Eukaryota; Viridiplantae; Streptophyta; Magnoliopsida; Proteales; Proteaceae. The coding region runs from base 1 to 1185 and encodes 394 amino acids. The record is from RefSeq and is a predicted model, not a curated record. The transcript has 2 exons.
AUGGAUUCCUCACUCGUUCUCUCCUUUCUCCUUUUCAUCUUCUUAUUCCAUUUCAGUUACAGGGUAACAGGUCAAAAGAGUUGCCAGACUUAUACCUGCAGCGACAGUACCGGACCGGCGAUUCGAUUCCCUUUCAGAAUAGAAGGGCUUCAGCAGGAGACUUGUGGAUACCCAGGGUUCGACCUCAAGUGCAGUAAACAGAGUAAUACGAUUCUGGAGAUUCCGUCUUCAGGAAGGUUUUGGUUACAAGAAAUCGAUUAUACCAAACAGGAGAUCGGCAUCGUCGAUCCAGAUAACUGUCUUUGGAGAAAAUUACGUUCUUUGAAUCUCUCUGGUUCACCUUUCAAGGGAUUUUACUACGAGAACUAUUGGAUGGUUAAGUGUUCGACGAAAUUGACGAUGGUUUCUGUUCCUCCGUCGAAGUUCAUAGAUUGUAUGAGUAAUUCGAGUUAUAACGUUUGGGCUACGGCUUCAGAGGUGGAUGCGUUGAUGAUGUUACCGAUGGGUUGCGAGCUGAUUGCGACGAUGUCGGUUCCGGUUCCUUGGUCGGGAUACUAUGAGAACGGUGAUCAAACCUCGUUUAAUGGCCAGAGAGAAAACCUUGUGCUUAAAUGGGAUGAGCCCUAUUGCGCUGAUUGUGAGGCGAAGGGAGGGAGAUGCGGGCGGUUGCAGAGCAACUCCAGUCUUGAAGUUGGAUGUUUCGAUGUUUCUCGAACUCGACACGUGUUGUACUUUUGGGGGAAAACAGGAUUACCAAGGAGUGUGAGCUAUGCAGUGACCAUAGGAGUUGGCAUACCAGUACUCUUAUGUGGGAUUGGGCUUGCAUGCUAUGUUGGUGACAGGGUCAAGAGAUACAGGAGACGCAAUACUCAUGUAGCAGAGGCUGGAUCCUCCUCCAUCAUCAAUUCCCAGCCCAUCGUCAUCGUCGUCGGCCUCGACAACACAACCAUUGAAUCUUAUCCCAAAGUGGUACUCGGUGAGAGCUGCCGGCUACCCAAACCUAAUGACAAUACAUGCUCCAUCUGCUUGGCAGAGUACCAGCCCAAGGAGACACUCAGAACUAUACCACAAUGCCAACACUGUUUCCAUGCUGACUGUAUUGAUGAAUGGCUUAGAACCAACGCGACCUGUCCCCUGUGCCGGACUUCUCCAGCGCCACUGUCGUCUGCCCAUUCACCUCCAUAAUCUAUCUUCUUCAC